AUGGCCAAUCAUAGAGAUGCUUGUUCACUCCAAGAACUUUCCUGCCACUCGCAAAGGAAACAGAAAUCAAUAAAAGGGAAGAGAAAAAGACAUAUGCAGGGAGAAUCAACCAACAUUCCAAAAAGUAAUGUGCAUUAUUUAUUUAAAUCAUCAUCUUCAGUAUUAUCACGGCAAUUGUCUUUAAACCCAUCCCUGUCAUCGUCCUCUCGACAACAUUCUAGAAGCUGGAGGGGGAACUGGUUUAUUCUGCCCUUCAUCACGGUCACCUUUAUGUCCUGUCAAGUGUGGGCGACCACUUUCACAAUUGCCCUAGUUGGACCUUGGACAUGUGACCGUUUAUAUUCUAAAGCCCUCCCAGACUUGGCAGCCCGCCUUGCUACAUAUCGUAUGAAUCAGGACCCCUUCCUCAAAAAAGGCUACUGGUAUGACUAUACGAUAAUUAAUGAGGAUUGCAAAUCAUCCCGUGCCCUUCCUAAAUUUGGAGAGCUAGAAGGUUAUGGUGAUGCUUUCCUGGGCCCGGCUAACCCGGGGUACUGCUCCUCUGCAGCUCUAUAUGCCAAAGAGUGGGAUGUCGCCAUUCUUUCCUGGGCUUGCCUGAAACCCAACAUGGAAGAAGGAAAGAUGUAUCCCACCUUCUUAAGGCCACUACCUCUGUCGUCCCGUGUACUUUUCACUGUGUUGCAUUACUUCCGCUGGGCCCAUGUAGCAAUAAUAUCAGAAGACAAAGAGCUGUGGGAAGCUACGGGAAAUGAGCUAGCCACGUCACUGAGGGCCCUUGGCCUGCCCGUACACCCUGUUGUUGUUAUGGAGGCGGACAAGGAUGGACCGCGGAGAGCACUGGCAAAGGUUCGGGAGGCAGACCGGGUCAGAGUGAUCAUUAUGUGCAUGCCCUCUGUUUUCAUCGGGGGUCAAGCUCAGUACCAUCUUCUGACUGUAGCCUUGGCCAUGCGUAUGAUUGACCGCGGCUUUGUGUUCAUCCCCUAUGACACCCUCCUCUAUUCACUACCCUACAAGAACACAUCAUACCACAUAUUAAGUAAUGAUACCAAGUUGAGGAAAGCAUAUGACGGGGUUCUUACCAUCACUGUGGACUCGAGAGAGCGCAAUUUCUAUGAGGCCUUCAGAGACGCUCACAACAACUAUGAAAUCAGCAGCAGCGCCAUAGCAGAGGAGGUUUCGCCGUUCUUUGGAACCAUCUACAACAUGAUGUACUACAUCGGUAUGGCGGUGGAACACACCCGCUCCAAAGGAAACCGCUGGGUAACUGGCCACAACCUCCUGAAAGAUGACAGUGAAUUUACAUUUAAAGGCUUCAAUCAACACGUGUGGUCUGGCAAGAACGGUGAAGGCAUGCAGACCCACUACGUGGUGCUGGACUACAGCGGAUCGGGAUCUUCUCUCACCCCAACUCAUCUUGUGGAGGCUGAAUAUGCAAACGGCAGGACUGGAAGCUUGAAAUACCUCGGCCGUUCAGUUCAUUUUGCAGGCACCACACCCUACAAAGACUCAACCUGCUGGUUUAGAUCAGAAUCUGCCUGUACUGGCGAUCUGGAUUUAGUCACGCUUUUAUUUUUUUCUCUCCUCUUCAUUCCAUUGGCUGGAACUGGAGUUAAUCUCUUUCUGCGUCUUAAGAAGCGGGGCACAGCUGGGUUAAACUUCGGUGAAGGUAAUAAUGGUAGAUCAGGAAGAGCUGUCUUGACCCUGGAAGACCUCGUAUUCAUCAACACUCAAGUCAGCAAACGGAAGUUAAACGAGGAAAGCAUAAUGAAAAGCCAGCUGGACAUGAAGACACCUCACCACUCAGUGUCUGGGCGCAGCUACUUGGCCUCGACACCAGACAGCUCAAAUGUUGCUGUUUUUGAGGGCGAUUGGGUUUGGUUGAAGAAAUGCCCCAGCUCAGCUGUAAGUGCUGUCAACAGCAGCACCUUGGAUAUCUUUGUCAAUCUGAGGGACAUGAGGCAGGAGAACCUCAAUCUGUUCCUGGGACUGUUCUUUGAUUCGGGGAUCUUUGGUGUUGUGAUUGAACACUGCACCAGGGGUAGUCUCGAGGACUUGCUCAACAAUGAAGACGUGCGCCUUGACUGGAUGUUCAAGUCAUCUCUGUUAAUGGAUCUAAUCAGGGGGAUGAAAUAUCUGCAUAAUCGAGACAUUAUCCACGGACGGCUGAAAUCCCGUAACUGUGUGGUAGACGGACGCUUCGUGUUGAAAGUGACCGAUUAUGGGUUCAAUGAAAUUUUGAUCUCCCAAGGCAUUGACGUUGACGUCAUAAAGCCAGAGGAUCUACUAUGGACGGCUCCAGAGCUCCUACGAAGUUCCAGCAUGAGAAGGAGGGGCACUUUCUUUGGUGACGUCUACAGCUUUGCCAUCAUUGUACAGGAAGUGAUUUCUCGCUCUGCUCCUUUUUGCAUGCUGGACAUGCAUCCUAAGGAGAUUAUCAGCAAGGUCAGAGAGCCCCCUCCCCUGUGCCGCCCGAUCGUGUCAGUGGAUGAGGCCCCAAUAGAGGUGAUACAGGUUAUGAAACAGGCCUGGAGUGAAGAACCGUACAAGAGGCCCACCUUUGAGGAGAUCUUCAAACAGUUCAAGAGCAUCACCAAGGGAAAGAAGACCAACAUCAUCGACUCCAUGCUACGUAUGUUGGAGCAGUAUUCAUCCAACCUGGAGGAUCUGAUUAGAGAGAGAACAGAGGAGCUGGAAGUGGAGAGACAGAAGACCGACAAUUUGGUGGCGCAGAUGUUGCCCAAGUCUGUGGCACAGGCUCUUAAAACAGGCAAACCUGUCAAACCCGAGCAUUUCAGCGAAGUCACGCUAUACUUCAGCGACAUCGUGGGCUUCACCACCAUCUCGGCUCUCAGUGAACCCAUCGAGGUGGUCGACCUCCUCAACGACCUCUACACGCUGUUCGACGCCAUCAUCGGCAUGCACGAUGUGUACAAGGUGGAAACUAUCGGUGACGCCUACAUGGUGGCCUCAGGAGUCCCUGCUAGAAACGGAAGCCGUCAUGCAGCCGAGAUGGCUAACAUGUCUCUGGACAUCCUUCACUGCAUUGGUACUUUCAAAAUGAGGCACAUGCCCGAAUUAAAAGUCAGGAUCCGGAUUGGCCUACACUCUGGUCCAGUUGUAGCAGGAGUUGUGGGUCUAACGAUGCCUCGGUAUUGUCUGUUUGGAGACACCGUCAACACAGCAUCUCGGAUGGAGUCCACGGGAUUGCCUUACAGAAUCCAUGUCAACCAAAGUACAGUUGAUAUCCUGAACAGCUUGAAGCUUGGAUACCAAAUUCAACUCAGAGGUCUAACAGAGCUGAAGGGUAAAGGGGUUGAGAACACAUAUUGGUUGGUUGGGAGGGAGGAUUUCAACAAACCUCUGCCUAUUCCACCAGAUAUAAAGGGUGGAAGCAAUCAUGGUAUCAAUCUGGAGGAGAUUCCUGUUGACAGGAGACAAAAAUUCCUGGAUCGUCAGAAGAGGAUGGGCUAGUCGGAAUGUUUUUUUUUUUUUGGACAGAACUGACAUGAUUGUUUCCAUGACAACUUCGUUCAGUGAAUGAACGCACAGACAGAUGUGUGAGUGGAAUGUGGACAGGACACGCAGAGAACACAUAUGUCCUCCGGAGCGAAAUGUGACCCAACAAAUAUUAGCUCUGUUCACCAAGAGUGGAACUCCUUCACAAUUCUCACUUUGAUCUCCAUCAGAUCUUUGGGAUAACUCAGAGUGAGAAUGCUAUUUAAAUACUAUUGUGAGGCAAAUUCAGAUCAUCACAAUCUCUCAUCAGCACUUUAUUAUAAUCAGUAAACCACUUUAUAUUUUCAGC
Messenger RNA from Thalassophryne amazonica, 3805 nucleotides. It is a transcript of the gene gucy2d, whose product is annotated as guanylate cyclase 2D, retinal. The record is from RefSeq and is a predicted model, not a curated record. Bases 1 to 3471 code for a protein of 1156 amino acids. Gene Ontology annotation, biological process: protein phosphorylation; intracellular signal transduction; cGMP biosynthetic process. Gene Ontology annotation, molecular function: guanylate cyclase activity; ATP binding; protein kinase activity. The transcript is spliced from 18 exons. NCBI's taxonomy places the organism in Eukaryota, Metazoa, Chordata, Actinopteri, Batrachoidiformes, Batrachoididae.